CCGGCGUUUCAAGUAUCUUUUGGCAUCAUGGAGGGGACAAGUCCCAGCGUCGCCGUCUGCGGUGACCGCCGUAGCUGUAGCAAGAGCAUGAAUGGCGGCCGAUGGACAGACGAGGAGCACGAAAGGUUCCUCGCAGGACUAACCGAGCACGGCCGCGAAUGGAAGAAGGUCGCGUCCAAGAUCAAGACGCGCACGUCUGCGCAGAUCCGGUCACACGCGCAAAAGUACUUUGCCAAACUUGCCAAGGACAGUGGCGGCACCAUGGACAGCCUCUCCGACGACGGCAAUCUUAGCGACAUGGACUCGUGGUGUUCUGUGGACACGAACAACAACAAGAAACGAUCCAUGCCGUCGCCCGACGAGGUCCUGCGCGCCGUGUCGCCGUCUGCGCGGCAAUCCCUCGACGAUGCCGAAGUGUGCGCGCUCCAAGUGCUCGCGUGGUACGCCACGGCCCAGCCCAAGCGACUCUGCCUCGCAAAACCACCGCCGCCAUCGCCUUCGUUUGCAUUUGUGCACAUCCAAUCCACUUAGCGUAAAUGGGGUAGUUCAUCACUGUACCAACAUUCUUUAUAUACCGUACAGUAUAACUGUACCGUACAAUGUCUCUU
This is a messenger RNA of Aphanomyces astaci, 608 nucleotides long. RefSeq lists its product as hypothetical. The transcript has 2 exons. Gene Ontology annotation, molecular function: DNA binding. The record is from RefSeq and is a predicted model, not a curated record. Lineage: Eukaryota; Oomycota; Saprolegniomycetes; Saprolegniales; Verrucalvaceae. The coding region runs from base 28 to 531 and encodes 167 amino acids.